UAAAUUUUCUGUGCUAUUUAGGUUGUUUUUGCAUUAUUCUGCGAUGCGGAAUCGUAUCGUGUGCAAUCGCGUCUGUGUGCAAACGGAUCGGUGGGCAAUCGGGUCGGUGUGCAAUCGGGUCCGUGUACAAACUGGUCGUGAUCGUGUGCAAUCGGGUCGGUGCGCAAUCGGGUCCGUGUGCAAUCGGGUCCGUGUGCAAUUGGAUCCGUGUCCGAUCGGGUCCAUGUCCAAUCGGGUCUGUGUCCAAUCGAGUCCGUGUCCAAUCGGGACUGUGUCCGAUCGGGAUAAUGUGCAAUCGAGACUGUGUCCUAUCGUGUCCGUGUCCAAUCGGGUCUGUAUUUAAUCGAGUCCGUGUCGUAUCAGGUCCGUCUGCAAACGGGUCGUGUGUAAUUGGGUCGGUACGCAAUCGGGUCCGUGUGCAAACGGGUCGUGUGCAAUCGGGUCGGUGUGCAAUCGGUUCCGUGUGCAAACGGGUUGGUGCCCAAUCGGGACCGUGUGUAAUCGCGUCGGUGUGCAAUAAUCGAUACUGGACGCGCUCGGAUCAUUGAUAGGUGGAGCGGCCGGCGUGGUAAAGGCGGUGAACAACAAAGCCGCGCGACGUCAGCUCGAGGAGCUGCAACGUUACAAUCGCGCGAUGGAAGUUCGCGGGAUGUAUCUCGCCCCGUACACAGGCGGACGAGAGUUGUACCUCGCCUCGUACAUGUACGGAGAAGACGUAAAAGCAAAAAAUACAUCAAAGAGACGUUAAAAAUACCUGUGGGUGCGACAAUGGACGUACAAUUAUUGCAAUUGGCAAGACGUAUGCGUAUUCCAUAUUUCAAAAAAGUAUUUAUGCGUAACACCUUACCGACGAACGGUGUGCGUUUAAACGGGAGCGGUAUCGUAAACCUAGGCGAUGUGAUGGGCCCCGGUACUGAUUGGGUGGCGUACGCAAAGAGGAAAAACUGCGUCGCGUAUUUCGACAGUUUCGGCAAUCUUAGACCGCCUAGAGAACUGGUACGAUAUUUUGGAGAGGAUGUAACAACGUUCGAGUACAAUCAAACGUUCUACCAACCUACGAUCAGAGCAUUUGUGGACAACUUUGUCUGCUUUUUAUACUCGAUUUAAAGACUGACAUUGCGCUGUUUAAAGUAAACUGUCGAUGCUGCAUGCUCUGAAAAGCGGGCGAUACCUGAGCAUGGCUUUUCGUUUGUGGGAUCUGUAUGAGUUUCCACUAUUGCAGCGUACAACCAAAUAUUCAUGGGCCAUCAAGACCGCUACUCAACUCGAGAAGCCACGUACGUUAUCUUCGCUUUAUAGGCUGGUCGGAAGAACGUCAUGCUCGAGGACGCGAGUCGAUUCGAUCAUUACAAACUGACGAACGUAAAACUGUAUCUAAACUCGGAAUGUUAUUCGUAUGACGAUAUGAACUUGGAUUUUGAUAAACCCAAAUGAGCGAUUCUCUAGGACAUGUACGUACGUUUUUGUAAAACCUAUUACGCAUACGAUUACCUUGAGCCGAAUCAAACUGUCGCGAAUUUUCGGCAUAAAGGUCCGUUCGUGAUUAUCGAUUGUUCUCGACAAAACGAAUCAGUCAAGAGCGCAACCGUGGACGUACGCUUAGAGUUUGAAUGCAAAGAAAACUUGCCCGCAAAUACCACCACAUAUUGUCUCAUCAUACACGAUCGUGUGGUUCAGUACAACCCGUUGACCAACGUUGUUCGCAAAAUAACCUAAGUGCGCCAUACUUUUCUCUCAAAAUCAAUUUGAAGACGAUAUAUAAACUUACGAUAUGUCGAAAGUCGAGCGCAGUCUUCUCGAUUACCUAUACCAAAGACUUCGUCAUGUCCGUACCAACGUUCGUGGACCUGCAAGGUUUUUUCGUUGGAGGAAAGUUUAUCGUUAAGGAGUUUGCCGCUCUCGGAGAUGGGUUUGAUUUCUUCCACUACAUUUUCCGUGUUGUGGAAUCGACUCAACAACGCGGACAUUAGAGUCGCGAAUUUAUUACGCUUUUAUAGUAUUGGAUUAGAGUCACGAAUUCGUUACGAUCUUGUGGUCCUUAGACUGGGGUCACGAAUUUAUUAAAGUAUCGUUGUUUUGUCCGAUCGCGCCCGCCCGUGUGAAUUCGCUCCGUGCUGUUCGUUUCGUAUUGCAAUUACGUUACGUAUGCGUCCCGAUCCGCAGCCGAGUCAAUUGUAAUUUCGUCCUGUAGUCGUGUCGCGAGUUAUUAACCGCGCUGUAGAUUAUUGCGCAUUUGUAAUGUAUUGUUAGUAAAAUUGGAUUUAAUCUGUCGCAUUGGCAUCGCGAAUCUCUGUUGUGACGUCCUGUCGUUCCCACCCCUCUCCUUUUCUUUUUUUUUCAAUAUUUUUCUUAUAUUUAUCCUCUACUAACCCCACGGCUUUCCCUGAUACUCAUAGAACAAGAAUUAAGGUCCAUUUGAAUUAUGAGACAAAGUACAGACUACUAGGGAUUGAACCGACUCAGCAUAACAACCUGAGCAGACCUAAGGCCGGUAUUCAUAGUCGGGUCUUAUAUUUAAGAUCAUCUUAAGUACUGUCUUAAGAUGCCAUCAACCAAUCACAGAGCCGUAUUAGCAUCUUAAGACAUUGCUUGAGACGAUCUUGAAAUAAGAUUUGACUAUGAAUACUGGCCUAAGACUCCAGAUACUUAUUCCUGAAUCAUACUCGGGAGGCCAUCUAGCAUACUGAAGGUUAACUAACAAUCGAUUCAGCCCUACAUUACUGACACUUUUUAAUUUUGCUACUCAUGCUUAUCUUGAAAUGCCGAAUGACUACUUUCCGUAAUUAUGAUGGUCAUAUCGAGAUUAAUAUUGUUUAUAAAAAAAACUAAAAUUAUAAAUAUUUAAUCUCACUGCAAAAUUUUUUGUAACCUCGAUAUUUCCUGAACCAAAAUUCCUAAAAUUAUAGAAACACUAUAAACAGAGCCAGUACGUCUCGUAGUACCCAAAUAUACAAAUUUUAUUUUAAUCGUGAAACUCAAAAUUUAAACUGCAAGAUUUUCACAAUAUCAAAAUAGCCAUUAAAAGUGCUCUUGAAAACAAAUUUUUUUUGGCGCAAACUAGAAUCCGAUAUCUUAAACCUCGAAUUAUAAGCAAUCCAAAAUUGGAAAACUACCUUCCAAAAAACGAAAAUAUAAGCCUUCGUGAUGAUACUGGUAUUGUUCCGCCCUUCCUCCGAUAUCUGGUUCACGAGAUAUAAUCAUUUAAGGGUUUUACUCGAGAAUACAUAAGCAAAAUAUUAAUUAACAAAUGAAAAAUUGUUAUUAAAUAAAUUAAUUUUACUAAUCUUACCACGCCAAAUUAAAAUAACUACUUCAAAAUUUAUUAUAUCAAACUUUCGUGAACUUAACUAUUAAUUAUCUAAUUGUUUAUUGCUAAUAAACAAUUAGAACUUAUAAAAUUAAAGGCAUGACUAGUAAAAUUAACAACAAAAUUACUGCGCCGACCCUGCGCAAAUAAGAAUUAUGUUUUAUUAAUUAAGAAUUACAUUUUAUUAAUUAACUAAUUAUUUCAUAAAGCUUUAAAAAGUAUUGCAUAAGCCUUAAACAAUAUAAGUCAUUGUUAUAAUCGAUUUAAUUAUAAAACAUUAAAACUUUAUAAAAACUUUAUAAUUAUUUUAGACCCUUUCUGACGUAAAAGGUCUCACAAAAUUAAUCUUGAUUAGCUCCAUGGCCUAUGAAUACAAUUAUCACAGAUAUAAUUAAUUAAAUAACAAUCACUUUUAUUAUAUUAUCUUACGAAUCCUAUAUUAAUAUCGAAACUCUACUACAAGUUAAGAACAAUUUUGAGGCUUUUGCAAAAUAUUCGACAAAGCGUAUAAAAUUGUUAAAUCGCAUAUAAUUGUGAACAAUAAUUAAGAAUAAUUUUAAUUAACCGAAACAUUAUAAUUAAUAAUAUGUAUCAGCACCAUCACUCUUGAAGCCUGAGAAAAAGUAACUAUUUGAGAAAAUCAUUCGCGCCAAUUUAAAACAUAGUCAAACCCAAAAUCAUAUCGAAACAAAAGUUUUCCAUUAAUAAGAUUCGAGAGAAUUAAAUAAUAUUCUCUAUUAAAAGGCUUCCAAGAAUAAGAUGCUGCACCGCGACAGGUGCAAUUGAUGAUACAUACUUUAGCAUUGAAAAAAUCUGACAUUGAGAUUGUUUAGACUAUCUGAUAGCUUUGAUAUCGAUUUCACCCUACUCAUCUAUGCAUCGAAACUAGGGCAACCGAUGCAGGUGCGGGGGCGGGUAAUUAAGAUGCAUUAUAAUAUAAAAGACGGUAUCUUGUCCCGGCGCAAUAUUUCAGUAACACUCCGCCAAAUUCCGUCUUAAGUAAUCGCGACACUCUUGGUGAUAGUCCGAAAUAUCAUAGUGCAAAUCAGCGAAGUCUCAGUAAUCUCAAUCAGAAUCCGGAAGGAAGGAAAAGAGAAAUAAGAUAUUCUAGAUUGUGGCCCUUGCGGAUCCGGAGUCAUCCAUGCUAUGGCACAGAACCCGAAUUAUCGGAGACCCGAUAAUAAAGAGUUUGGGGAUGCCAUAAGCCGAGCUCUGAAGAGUACAAAAGAGCGACGGAUAAAAUAUUUAGCCGCAAACGCAAAUAACCGGCGACGUCAAAGAGACCUCGACAUUAACGACGCUGACGAAAAUGUUCAACCUCCUCAAAGACGUCGAUUGGAAAACGCUAUCCUCAUCAGAGAUGAUGAAGUUUCACAUGCUGAUCUUGAAAAUACUGAUUUUACUGAGGACUCCAUAAAGGUCGACGACGAGCAGCAAUCAUACGAGGAAUUGUACUACGAAGAUUACCAAACAGUGGACGAAGACAUCGCCGAGCAGGAACAGGCCCGUGAGGACGAUCUUUCGGAUUGCAGUCUGACCAGCAGUGACAUUGCAAAAAUAGACGAAUUCGAUAGAAAGAAGAGCACAGCUAGGACAGAAACCUGCGAAUGAUGUAACUAAGAAAAACUAUUUAGAUUGUAAUGUACGUUUAAUCUUAUUAUUUUAUUUUAUCUUAGUUUUUUUUAUUUUAGUUGUUUUAUCUUAUUAUUUUACUUGACUUUAAUCUUAUUAUAUUAAAAAAUGUAAAUAUUUAACUUGUGUGUAAACUUUGUUUAUGUAAAUGUAUGUGUACACUUAAAACUUCUCACAAUCUUUGGAACGUCAAUGAUAGGGUUUCAGUUUGUAUACAUUGUAUAAUAUGCAUCGUAUAUUUUGCAGAAACAUACAAUUACUUUGUACAAAACAGCGUAAGUGGCGUCUUCAGUGCUUCCGACGAAUCACCGCUCUCUAUAAUAACAUGAUGAAAUUAUAUGUUAACAACUCGCAUUACAUAAUACAGAAUAAAAUUACGUAUGUCACAUUUCUCAUAAAAAAUAAUUUUGAAUUAUAAAUAAAGUGCAUAUUAAUGUA
This is a messenger RNA of Monomorium pharaonis (pharaoh ant), 5377 nucleotides long. RefSeq lists its product as uncharacterized. The record is from RefSeq and is a predicted model, not a curated record. The transcript has 4 exons. NCBI's taxonomy places the organism in Eukaryota, Metazoa, Arthropoda, Insecta, Hymenoptera, Formicidae. Bases 4454 to 4918 code for a protein of 154 amino acids.